AUGUCCACGAAAUUCAGCCUCCCAGCCCUCGUCAAAGACACCCGCACCCGCACCAAGAAGUUCAGCAACAAGCGCGACGGCGAGGGCGGCCUCCUGCCAGGGGCAUAUGGCAGCUACGGCGUGUACAGCCCUUCAUCGGUGGCGCCCAGCUUAUGGAGCCCUUAUGCCAGACCGCCUAGGCGCUCCAAGAAGCUCGUCCUGCUCUGGCUGUUUACCUUCUUGAUCAUUGGCUUCCUCACCUGGUACAUUUCAACACGGCGAGGCGCCAUGACAGAGGCUUAUGCCGAGGUCUUGACUGAGGCACCGCCCAAGGAGAUCGUGGUGGACGAAUAG
This is a messenger RNA of Diaporthe citri, 333 nucleotides long. RefSeq lists its product as uncharacterized. Bases 1 to 333 code for a protein of 110 amino acids. The transcript has a single exon. The record is from RefSeq and is a predicted model, not a curated record. NCBI's taxonomy places the organism in Eukaryota, Fungi, Ascomycota, Sordariomycetes, Diaporthales, Diaporthaceae.